AAUUGAGCAAAGUUAAAGCAUCAGAACAGAGAACAAGAAAAGAACAUAAUCCGACUGUGCUGGGAAUUGUUUAUCUGUGCGACCAAUGAUAUAAAACCGUGGCAUAUCACGUGAGCUCGAUUAAAUCUGGCUUUUGUAAAUUUAAAAUUAAUUUCUCUGCCCGACGAUUAAUCUUAUCAGUUUAAAAAUAGUUCUAGAGAAAUCGGCGCUAAGUGCGGUGAACGCGAACGUUUAAGACCGCGAAUAUGCUAAAACAACGGGAAAUUAGCGUAACUAUACGGAAAGCGAAAAAGGAUGAUAUGGGCCAAGUGUACAAAAUGAUAAGGGCCUUGGCCGAAUUUGAGAAACUGGAACACACAAUGACGCUGGAUGUAAAAACGCUGGAAAAAGAUGGUUUCGACAGUGAAAAUCCAGCGUUCACCUGCCUGGUAGCUGAGCUAUCGGACGGAUACAUCGUGGGCUACGCAUUGUACUACACAGCUUACUCCACCUGGUUGGGAAGAUCAAUUUUCUUGGAAGAUCUCUAUGUGCAGCCCGCUUACCGCAAGAACGGUAUCGGCACUCAGCUCUUCUUGGCAGUGGCAAAAAUUGCCCACGAAACUCCCAGCAAAAAAAUGGACUUUCACGUGCUUUCCUGGAAUCCGGCGGGCGAUUUCUACAAAAGACUGGGCGCUGUGGACUUGACGAUCCACGAAAAAUGGCACCACUUUCGAAUGGAUGAAAGGUGCCUAAAUAGGCUGUUUGCAAACGAGCCACGUUGCUAACACCGUUUUAAACAAGACAUUAAUUGACUGCGAAGAUCUUCGACAUUUGUUUAGCGAUUAAUCGUAAAGUUAGUUUGUAUCUUAUCCAGUAUUCGGCAAUAAUCGGGGUUUUGCACUAGGCAAUCAGUUGUUCCUGUGCGAAUACCGUAACAGAGUUCCGUCAUACCUUAGCCAAUAAAUAAGCGACAGUGCAAAAUCAUAUUUUAUUUUAUUUGAACAGUCAAACUAUCGAUAAUCCACAAUUUAAAAAAUCUAGAUAGUGAAGAUUUAAGUAUAACUCGCUUGAAAUUGAGUCUUAUUUCAAUCGCCUAUCUUAGGCCUAUCUAUCUUUGUUUUAUCUUUUUCUUAGAUAGCUAUAUUUACUUUAUUUAUCCCAUGAAAAGUAGCUCGUUUAGCAAUUGUGAUGCAUACAUAGUACUGUAAGCCCUUAAUGUUACCAUAUCCUUUUAUAUUUCGAUACAUGCCAAAGGUAGCUAGAGAAAAUAAACGAUUUUUAAUGUAAUUUUA
Dendroctonus ponderosae (mountain pine beetle) is the source of this 1271-nucleotide messenger RNA. RefSeq names its product thialysine N-epsilon-acetyltransferase. The record is from RefSeq and is a predicted model, not a curated record. Lineage: Eukaryota; Metazoa; Arthropoda; Insecta; Coleoptera; Curculionidae. Gene Ontology annotation, molecular function: N-acetyltransferase activity. Bases 246 to 764 code for a protein of 172 amino acids. The transcript has 2 exons.